Phycomyces blakesleeanus NRRL 1555(-) is the source of this 666-nucleotide messenger RNA. RefSeq lists its product as hypothetical. Lineage: Eukaryota; Fungi; Mucoromycota; Mucoromycetes; Mucorales; Phycomycetaceae. The coding region runs from base 1 to 666 and encodes 221 amino acids. The transcript is spliced from 4 exons. The record is from RefSeq and is a predicted model, not a curated record.
AUGCAUGCAUCCAUCCAUCCUCCUCCCCCUAUCUCCCCCAAUCUUUUGAUUGAUCUAGAGAAAAAUUUUCGCGUCUUUUGGUUUUCCUUUUUUCCCUUUUUCUUUGUACUGGCCGUGUCUACUGGUGGAGACGAUGAAGAGCUUCUGCCACGGGUCAACCAUGGUCUAUCGAGCAAGUCCACAAGCGCGCGUGUAGCGUGUGAGCCCGUUGUCCGUAUUCCUGUGUAUUACUGGUUGCUUUCUGUCGUCUCUUCUGGUGGGCGCGGCUGGUACCAUCUUUUUUGGUCUGUUGCUUCCGCCAGUGGGACUUUUCUGCCAGUGGGUUUGUUGCUUCCCACUGGUAGGCCCUUUCCUCCUACCAGUGAACCUGUCAUCUCUCGCCAGUGGACCUUUUUAUAUAGCCGCCAGUUGCCGGUUGCCGGUUGCCAGGUUGCCAGUUGCCAGUUGCCAGCCGCCCAUUUUCCUUCCACUGGCGGGUCCAUUUAUCUCACUGGUAGGAGCCAUUUAUCCCACUGGUCGGACAUUUGCUUCCUGUUGCUUCCUGUUGCUUCUGCCGGGGAACUCGAUGGUUCCAUUUCUGCCGCAAAGUUGUCGGCUAUGUCGUGUCCUCAAGACACCUCGUCAAAAGCCGAUAAGGCUCACCAGAAGCCCAACAAGGGCGCCUAG